GAAUCGCGUUAGGGUAUUUCAUCUGCCACAGAUGAUUAAUAAAAACAGAAUUUAAUUUGACGCAAAAGGAAAGUUGAGCGAGAAACAAGGAGCUGACAUGGAAGUCAUCCUGAUGAUCAUCUUCUUCACCGCCUUCUGGGUGGCGGUGGCCAAGUUCGGACCCAUCCUGGUGAAAAAGGGACCUCAGGAUGAUCUGGUGCGCUGCAUCUUCCUCCUGACCGCCGUCGUCUGCUGGCUUUUCUGGCUCUGCUGCUAUUUGGCGCAACUGAAUCCGCUUUUGGGACCAAAACUUAAUGGAAACACCAUCAGGAUCAUCGCCAAGUCCUGGGGAAAUCCCAUUAAGGAGGGAUAACGAAGAUCCCGCGAUGGGAUCUCUACAUAGUUAAUCUCUGGCGGAGCCAUCUUCUUCAGAAUUCCCAUCUGCAGCCACAUCACUCGGAAACAUUUUUGUACUUUAAUAGUGGCACCUAGAUAAGGUUGGACUAUCCCAUCCCCAGAUACGCCCAACUAUUUCCAAACUAACAUCAUUACCUUAUACUUAUUGAUAUUGUGAACUCCUACUUUGAACAUGAGCUUGUUUUGAUAUCUCAACAUCUCUGAUCAGCAUA
Drosophila suzukii is the source of this 608-nucleotide messenger RNA. It is a transcript of the gene VhaM9.7-c, whose product is annotated as Vacuolar H[+] ATPase M9.7 subunit c. Lineage: Eukaryota; Metazoa; Arthropoda; Insecta; Diptera; Drosophilidae. Gene Ontology annotation, cellular component: plasma membrane proton-transporting V-type ATPase complex; proton-transporting V-type ATPase, V0 domain. The record is from RefSeq and is a predicted model, not a curated record. Gene Ontology annotation, biological process: proton transmembrane transport. Gene Ontology annotation, molecular function: proton-transporting ATPase activity, rotational mechanism.